Phyllostomus discolor (pale spear-nosed bat) is the source of this 1434-nucleotide messenger RNA. Its product is annotated as cytochrome c oxidase copper chaperone. Gene Ontology annotation, biological process: mitochondrial respiratory chain complex IV assembly. The transcript is spliced from 3 exons. Gene Ontology annotation, cellular component: mitochondrial intermembrane space. Lineage: Eukaryota; Metazoa; Chordata; Mammalia; Chiroptera; Phyllostomidae. Gene Ontology annotation, molecular function: copper ion binding; copper chaperone activity. The record is from RefSeq and is a predicted model, not a curated record. The coding region runs from base 65 to 256 and encodes 63 amino acids.
CUUCCGGCGAUUCAGCUUUUGCGAAGGCUUGAAAAGUUGAGAGGAGCUGUACUCAGCUCGCAAGAUGCCGGGUCUGGCGGCCGCAAGCCCUGCCCCUUCUGAGACUCAGGAGAAGAAGCCGCUGAAACCCUGCUGCGCCUGCCCGGAGACCAAGAAGGCGCGCGAUGCGUGCAUCAUUGAAAAAGGGGAAGAACACUGUGGACACCUAAUUGAGGCCCACAAGGAGUGCAUGAGAGCCCUGGGAUUUAAGAUAUGAAAUGAGAAACUAGAGGAACCUAGAAGCUGCUCAAAAAUGUAAGAAAGUGGCAACUAGUGUCUUUCUGCCUUUAAGAUUCAGAAGGAACCUGGAGAACUCACUAUGGGGGCUAAAAUCAUUGAAAGAAAUUAGAGAACUAGCACUUAGCAUUGAUGAUACUCAGUAUUCAUUAAAUUUAACUGAAUUUAACAGUAGGUUAAAAUAUGCCGAUUACACACAUACACACAAGCAACUGAUUAUGCAUGAAAAUACCCGGAGAAAAUCCAGAGGAAGGGUUACUUCUGCUAUUCAAACAUUUAUUCAUUCAAUUGAUAUUUAUUGUUUAAGACCCUAAAAAAUGCCAAGAUGAGGACAGAAUCUCUUCUGUCAAGGGCUUUAUACCCAGAGAUAUAACCAAGAAAUUUACACCAGAAGCUUUCAUGUGUGUAUGUGAUACACAGUCAGUAGCAAAAGAGGUUAACAGUGUUUUUGCUGUAGACUUCUAUCUCUUGAAAUGUUGAGUGGAUUCAUUUUUGGUUAUCUUUCCUGCUCAAACCUUUUCCUUACAUGUAUUUUUUCUUUGAACUUUUUAGAAAAGAGGAAGUUUAGAUAUUUUAUUGUUUAUCAGGCUUAUCUUUUCUAAACCAAAUACAGAAAAUAGAUGAGGGAAGCAUUUGAAGAGUUGGCUAGCCCAAAUUACUUACUUUUUUUAGCAUUAUUCUCUGUCUUCUGGGGUAGGGACUGGAGGUGGGGUUGAGGAUGGUCAUGGAGGUGGGUGGGAGCUGUCUGAAGAGAAGCCUGGUUCUGCCUGACUAGAGCAGCAACCCUAUCCUCUGCUGCUCUCCCUUUUUGAUCUUUACAAAUGGAUUUCAAAAGGGUUACCUUUAUUUUGCCUUGGGAUAAAUGAAUAACUUUCCACAGGAAGUGCUUUGUAUACAGAGCUGACCUUCUGCCUUUUACUUCCUGCAUCUUUGCCAAACAUACUUGAAUCAGUAAGGAGGGGCUUGCAAAUCCCUUUUGAAUAUCCUUAAAAAUAAACUGCCUUAGCCUUUUUUGGGGAAGAUAUUUUUGAGAAAAUAAAUAUAGUUUUACUUCAACAAAGACUUCUAAACAUUAAACAGUGCAAUGGAUUGAACAGUUUCAGUGAUGUUUUUAGUUCAACAAAACUAGAAUUUUAAAACAUGAAUCUUUUAUUUCAU